Orbilia oligospora ATCC 24927 is the source of this 7089-nucleotide messenger RNA. RefSeq lists its product as uncharacterized. The record is from RefSeq and is a predicted model, not a curated record. Lineage: Eukaryota; Fungi; Ascomycota; Orbiliomycetes; Orbiliales; Orbiliaceae. Gene Ontology annotation, biological process: mRNA splicing, via spliceosome; spliceosomal tri-snRNP complex assembly. Gene Ontology annotation, cellular component: U5 snRNP; catalytic step 2 spliceosome. The transcript is spliced from 3 exons. Gene Ontology annotation, molecular function: protein binding; metallopeptidase activity; U1 snRNA binding. The coding region runs from base 1 to 7089 and encodes 2362 amino acids.
AUGGCGGGUCUACCACCUCCACCGGGAUGGUCUGGUCCGAUGAUGGCAGGGGCGCCUCCGGGACCUAGUAUACCGUUGACGGCUCCACCUCCACCAGGCUAUCGCCCUACUGCUGACCCGCAGGCGGUGAAGCUGGAACAGAAAAAGAAGGAAUGGCUAAGAACCCAGAAGAGCCGCUUCGGCGAGAAAAGGAAGGGUGGAUUUGUCGAGACUCAAAAGAGUGACAUGCCACCAGAGCAUCUGCGAAAGAUCGUAAAGGAUAUUGGAGAUGUUAGCCAGAAGAAAUUCUCGGCUGAUAAGAGGGCAUAUCUUGGUAGUUUGAAAUACAUGCCACAUGCUGUCCUCAAACUAUUAGAGAACAUGCCUAUGCCAUGGGAAUCCCAACGUGAUGUUCGGGUUCUCUAUCACGUCAAUGGCUGUUUGACCCUCGUCAAUGAAGUUCCUCGAGUCAUACCCCCAGUUUUUGAAGCACAAUGGGCAACAAUGUGGACGGUUAUGAGGCGAGAAAAGGCAGACAGACGACACUUCAAACGUAUGCGGUUUCCAGUAUUUGACGAUGAAGAACCACCACUAUCAUACAGCGAGAAUAUCGAAGACGUCGAACCACUCGAGCCGAUUCAGAUGGACCUAGAUGAAGCUGAGGAUGAGCAUGUGUACGAAUGGUUCUACGAUCAUCGCCCACUUGUUGACACGCCACACGCCAAUGGGCCGAGCUACAAGAAGUGGAACCUGAAUUUGCCACAGAUGGCUAAUCUUUAUCGUUUGUCGCAUCAACUACUGAGUGACGUGAAUGACCACAAUUACUUCUAUCUUUUCGAUAGAGAGUCAUUCUUCACCGCCAAAGCGCUCAACGUGGCCAUCCCUGGAGGGCCCCGAUUCGAACCAUUGUACAAGGAUAUCGACACCAAUGAGGAUUUUGGAGAGUUUAAUGCCAUUGAACGUAUCAUUUUCCGUGCUCCGAUUAGAACUGAGUACAAGGUUGCGUUCCCCUACCUUUACAACUCGCUCCCGCGUUCUGUCAAAAUUUCGAGCUACCACGACCCGCAAGUCUGUUACGUUCGUGCCGACGACCCUGAUCUCCCAGCCUUCUAUUUCGAUCCUGUCAUCGCUCCGAUCAGCAGUAGGGAAGUUCGCGCCGCGAACGCUAACUCAAGUAUCGAGGAUGACGUACUGGGAGUUGGAAUCGAGGAGGAUGAUUUUGAACUUCCCGAUGAGGUACAACCAUUCUUAGAAGAGGAGGAACUAUAUACCGAAAAUACCGCCAGCGCCAUCCAAUUGUGGUGGGCCCCGUUCCCAUUCAACAAGCGUAGUGGUCGCAUGGUUCGAGCGCAGGACAUACCGUUGGUGAAAAAUUGGUACCUCGAGCACGUCCCUGCGGGCCAACCGGUGAAAGUUAGAGUUUCGUAUCAGAAGCUGUUGAAGGGUUACGUUCUAAACGAACUUCACUUCCGGCCGCCGAAGAGCCAAAACAAGCAAAACCUUCUCCGAAGCUUAAGAGGAACUAAAUUCUUCCAGAGUACAACAAUUGAUUGGGUUGAGGCUGGUUUACAAGUCGUUCGACAGGGUUUCAAUGCUUUGCAGUUGCUCAUUCAUCGAAAGAACCUCACUUAUCUGCACCUGGAUUAUAACUUCAACUUGAAGCCCGUGAAGACGUUGACAACUAAGGAGCGAAAGAAGUCUCGUUUCGGAAAUGCUUUCCAUUUAAUGCGAGAAAUCCUUCGCCUCACUAAACUUAUUGUCGAUGCACAAGUCCAAUAUCGUCUCGGUAACAUUGAUGCCUUUCAGCUUGCGGAUGGUAUUCUUUACGCCUUUAAUCACGUUGGCCAACUAACGGGUAUGUACCGUUACAAGUACAAGCUGAUGAGGCAGAUUCGUGCUUGCAAGGAUUUGAAGCAUCUUAUCUACUACCGGUUCAAUGGUGGACCAGUUGGUAAGGGUCCUGGGUGUGGUUUCUGGGCCCCAGCAUGGCGUGUUUGGCUUUUCUUCCUUCGUGGUAUCAUCCCGCUUCUCGAGCGUUGGCUUGGGAACUUGCUCGCUCGUCAGUUUGAGGGUAGACAUUCCAAGGGUGUUGCAAAGACUGUCACGAAACAGCGUGUUGAGUCUCACUUCGAUCUUGAACUGAGAGCCAGUGUCAUGGCCGACCUGACGGACAUGAUGCCAGAGGGUAUUAAACAAAACAAAGUCAAUGUUGUCCUAGCACAUUUGUCUGAAGCUUGGAGAUGUUGGAAGUCGAAUAUCCCCUGGAAGGUUCCCGGUUUACCCGCUCCUAUUGAGAACGUCAUUUUGCGUUAUGUGAAAGCCAAGGCCGAUUGGUGGGUCAGCGUUGCCCACUACAAUAGGGAACGUAUCAGACGGGGCGCUACUGUGGACAAAACUGUCGCAAAGAAGAACCUAGGCCGCCUGACUCGUCUUUGGUUGAAAGCUGAGCAGGAGCGCCAGCACAAUUACCUUAAAGACGGUCCAUAUGUCUCUUCUGAAGAAGGUGUCGCGAUAUAUACGACAACUGUUCAUUGGCUAGAGUCUCGAAAGUUCUCCCCAAUCCCCUUCCCGUCUGUUUCUUACAAACAUGAUACCAAAAUUCUUAUCCUCGCCCUUGAACGUCUCAGGGAGGCAUACUCCGUGAAAGGACGUUUGAAUCAGAGCCAGAGAGAAGAAUUGGCUCUCAUCGAGCAGGCUUACGACUCCCCUGGUACGACUCUUGCUAGGAUCAAACGGUUCUUGUUAACCCAGCGUGCUUUCAAGGAAGUUGGGAUCGACAUGAAUGACAAUUAUUCCGACAUCAACCCCGUUUAUGAUGUUGAACCGAUCGAGAAAAUUACCGACGCAUACCUAGAUCAAUAUUUAUGGUACCAAGCAGAACAACGCCAUUUGUUCCCCAACUGGAUCAAGCCCUCUGACAGCGAGGUCCCGCCCCUACUUGUCUACAAAUGGACACAGGGAAUCAACAACCUAAAGGAUGUUUGGGAGACUAAAGACGGAGAAUGCAAUGUCCUGCUUGAGACUCAACUCUCGAAAGUUGCAGAGAAGAUCGACCUUACACUCCUCAACCGACUCCUGCGACUUAUCAUGGAUCACAAUUUAGCUGAUUACAUCUCCGCCAAGAACAACGUCUCCUUGAACUACAAGGAUAUGAAUCACACAAAUACUUAUGGCUUGAUCCGAGGUCUCCAGUUUUCCGCAUUUGUCUUCCAGUACUACGGCUUGAUCAUCGAUCUUUUGCUUCUCGGUUUGGAACGUGCUACAGAGAUUGCUGGACCCCCGGGCAUCCCCAACGAAUUCCUUCAGUUCAAAGACGCUGCUACAGAGUCGGCACACCCCAUCCGUCUCUACACCCGAUACGUCGACAAGAUCCACAUCCUCUUCCGCUUUUCAGCCGACGAAGCUCGCGACCUCAUUCAGCGAUUCUUGACAGAACAACCCGAUCCCAACUUUGAGAAUGUUAUUGGGUACAAGAACAAAAAGUGCUGGCCGCGUGAUUCGCGUAUGCGCCUGAUGCGACACGAUGUCAACUUAGGUAAAGCUACCUGGUGGUUGCUUGCCAAUCGAUUACCCCGAAGUAUCACAACCAUCGAGUGGGAUGAAACCUUCGCAAGUGUUUACAGCAGAGACAAUCCAAAUCUCCUAUUUUCCAUGUGCGGCUUUGAGGUCAGGAUUUUGCCAAUUUGCAGGAACCAGAACAAUGAAUUCCCAGUAAAAGAUAGUGUUUGGUCUCUCGUUAACAACUCCUCAAAGGAGCGAACGGCCCAUGCUUUCCUACGUGUCACAGAGGAGGAUGUCACCAAAUUCAACAACAGGAUCCGUCAGAUUCUCAUGUCUUCGGGGUCGACUACAUUCACGAAGAUAGCAAAUAAGUGGAACACUAGCUUGAUCGCUCUGUUUACCUAUUACCGUGAAGCCGCCAUAUCGACCACGGAACUUCUCGAUACCAUCGUGAAGUGCGAAAACAAGAUUCAGACGCGUGUGAAGAUAGGAUUGAACUCGAAGAUGCCUUCCCGUUUCCCUCCAGCUGUGUUCUAUACACCGAAAGAACUGGGUGGAUUGGGCAUGAUUUCUGGUUCCCACAUUCUUAUCCCGACUAGUGAUCGUCGUUGGUCGAAGCAAACAGAUACCGGUAUAAGCCAUUUCCGUGCAGGUAUGACGCAUGACGAGGAUACUCUUAUUCCAAACAUAUUCCGAUACUUGUCGCCUUGGGAAACCGAAUUCAUCGACUCGCAGCGAGUUUGGAGCGAGUAUGCUAUGAAGAGGGCGGAGGCCAACAAUGCUGGUCGACGAUUAACCCUUGAGGACUUGGAAGACUCUUGGGAUCGUGGUAUUCCUCGUAUCAACACCCUCUUUCAAAAGGAUCGAAGCACCUUGGCGUUCGACAAGGGUUGGCGCGUCAGGAUGAUCUUCAAGCAGUACCAGAUGAUGCGUAGCGCACCGUUCUGGUGGACUUCCGGCCGUCAUGAUGGGAAGCUGUGGAACUUGAAUGCCUACAGAACCGACGUCAUCCAAGCCCUCGGUGGUGUUGAGACAAUUCUCGAGCACACCCUAUUCAAAGCCACUGCUUUUCCGUCCUGGGAAGGUCUCUUCUGGGAACGUGCAUCUGGUUUUGAGGAAUCCAUGAAGUUCAAGAAGUUGACCAACGCCCAGAGAUCCGGUUUGAACCAGAUUCCCAACCGUCGCUUCACACUCUGGUGGAGUCCAACAAUCAAUCGUGCCAAUGUUUAUGUUGGUUUCGUUGUCCAACUUGAUCUGACAGGUAUCUUCCUGCACGGAAAAAUUCCAACACUCAAGAUUUCAUUGAUCCAGAUCUUCAGAGCUCAUUUGUGGCAGAAGAUUCACGAGUCCACGACUUUCGAUUUAUGUCAGGUCCUUGACCAGGAAAUGGAAGCUCUGGGUAUUGAAACCGUACAGAAGGAAACUAUCCAUCCCAGAAAGUCUUACAAGAUGAACAGCUCCGCCGCCGAUAUCUUGCUAUUUGCCUCAAACAAGUGGCAGGUCUCGCGGCCAUCAUUGCUUCACGAUACCAAAGACAGCUACGAGACCACUGCCAACAAAUUUUGGGUCGACGUUCAGCUGCGUUACGGAGACUACGACAGUCACGACAUCUCUCGUUACGUGAGAGCCAAGUUCUUGGACUAUACAACGGACUCUCUGUCAAUCUACCCUGCACCGACAGGUUGUAUGAUUGCUAUCGAUCUUGCCUACAAUCUCUACGAUGCCUAUGGUAACUGGUUUCCUGGUAUGAAGCAGCUGAUGCAACAAGCUAUGGCAAAGAUUAUGAAGGCCAACCCAGCCUUAUACGUUUUGCGUGAACGUAUCAGGAAAGGUCUGCAGCUAUAUGCGUCAGAAUCUAGCCAGGAUUUCUUGAACUCGCAAAAUUACUCUGAACUUUUCAGCAACCAGAUCCAAUUGUUCAUCGAUGACUCCAACACCUACCGUGUUACCAUUCACAAGACGUUCGAAGGUAACUUGACGACCAAACCGAUCAACGGUGCUAUUUUUAUCUUCAAUCCUAGAUCCGGACAGUUAUUCUUGAAGAUCAUUGUAACGGCGGUUUGGGCUGGUCAGAAGCGUCUUGGGCAGCUUGCCAAGUGGAAGACAGCUGAGGAAGUGGCAGCUUUGAUCCGUUCCCUCCCAGUUGAAGAUCAACCGAAACAACUCAUUGUCACAAGAAAGGGUCUAUUAGAUCCUCUUGAAGUGCAUCUGCUUGACUUUCCGAAUAUCUCAAUUCGUGCCUCCGAAUUGCAGCUUCCGUUCCAAGCUGCCAUGAAGAUCGAGAAGCUGGGAGACAUGAUCUUAGCUGCAACUGAGCCCCAGAUGGUCCUGUUUAACCUGUACGAUGAUUGGCUCAAGUCUAUCUCGUCUUAUACCGCAUUCUCCCGACUCAUCCUUAUUCUUCGUGCUCUCCACGUUAAUCAAGACAAGACCAAACUGCUACUUCGACCCGACAAGACAGUCAUUACUCAGGAGCAUCACAUUUGGCCCUCACUUAGUGAUGAGGACUGGGUCAAGGUUGAAGUUAGCCUGCGUGACCUUAUUCUCAACGAUUACGGAAAGAAGAACAAUGUCAACACGUCGAGCUUGACAAGUUCUGAAGUGCGUGAUAUCAUUCUUGGUAUGGAAAUCUCCGCACCAAGUUUACAGCGUCAGCAAGCAGCGGAAAUGGACAAGCAGCAGCAAGAGCAGAAGCAGUUGACGGCAACUUUGACGGAAACCGUUAACGUUCACGGUGACAAGAUGUUGACCUACACCACCACGCAGUAUGAACAGGGUGCUUUUGCUUCCAAGACGGAAUGGAGAACUCGUGCUAUCGCAGCCAACAACCUUAGAAGUCGAUCCAACAACAUUUACAUCUCUGCUGACGAUCUUGGGGAGGGCAGCAAGUUCACUUAUAUCAUGCCCAAGAAUAUUCUAAAGAAAUUCAUCAUGAUCUCGGAUUUGAGGAUGCAGGUUGCCGCGUACAUUUACGGAUCCUCCCCUCCAGACAACGACCAGGUGAAGGAGAUCAAAUGUUUCGUUAUGGUGCCGCAAGUGGGGAAUACUACUAGCGUGCAGCUACCGCGCCACUUGCCACAGCAUGAGUAUUUGACCAAGGAAGCGGGUCUGGAGGCGUUGGGGUGGAUUCAUACACAGAGCGGAGCAGAGACCAGCUAUAUGAGUGCUUACGAUGUGACUCAGCAUUCCAAGAUGAUGGCUGCACAUAAGGAUUGGGAUUCCAAGACCAUCACGAUCGAUGUCGCCCUGGUCUCGGGUGCAGUGUCGCUCAGCGCCUGGGGCCUCACACCCGGUGGGUAUGAAUGGGGUGCCCAGAAUAAAGACCCUAGCGGCGGAGAGAUGCCACAGGGAUUCAAGAUGGACUUGGGAGAGAAAUGUCAGCUCUUGUUGUCCGACAAGAUUUUGGGAUACUUUUUGGUUCCUGAAAAUGGUGUGUGGAAUUACAGCUUCCUGGGAGCGCAGUUCAGUGAUGGGGCAGAGAAGAAGCCAUAUCAUGUGAAGAUUGAUACGCCGUUGCCGUUCUAUAGUGAUUUGCACCGACCUUUGCAUUUCCAGAAUUUCAACGAGCUAGAGGAUCUGUGGGUUGAUCGUAGUGAUAACUUUGAGUAG